AUGUGGACCCGCUGGUGGCUCUGGCCCCUGGUGGCCGUCUGCACCGCGGACCAGUUUCUGGACCAGGCAGAGAGGAUUAUGGCGACCACACCUGUCAUUGACGGGCACAACGACCUGCCCUGGAGGCUGCUGACCAAGUUCAACAACCAGCUCCGGGAGAAGGGCGCCAACCUGAGCACCCUGGCCGGCACGCACACCAACAUCCCCAAGCUCAGGGCCGGCUUUGUGGGCGGCCAGUUCUGGUCCGCGUACACGCCCUGCGACACCCAAAACAAGGACGCGGUGAGGAGGACGCUGGAGCAGAUCGACGUCAUCCACCGCAUGUGCCAGAUGUACCCCGAGACCUUCCUGUGCGUCAGCAGCAGCCAAGGCAUCCGGCAGGCCUUCCAGGAGAAGAAGGUGGCCAGUCUGAUUGGCGUGGAGGGCGGCCAUUCCAUCGACAGCAGCCUGGGCGUCCUGCGGGCGCUCUACCACCUGGGCAUGCGGUACCUGACCCUCACGCACAGCUGCAACACGCCCUGGGCGGACAACUGGCUGGUGGACACCGGGGAGGACAAUGUCCAGAAUGGAGGUCUGUCAGAGGACUUCGGGGAGAGUGUGGUGCGGGAGCUGAACCGGCUGGGCGUCAUCAUCGACCUGGCCCACGUGUCCGUGGCCACCAUGAAGGCCGCCCUGAACCUGUCCAGCGCCCCCGUCAUCUUCAGCCACUCCUCCGCCUUCGCGCUGUGCAGGCACCGGCGGAACGUGCCGGACGACGUGCUGCAGCUGGUGAAGCAGACGGGCAGCCUGGUGAUGGUGAACUUCUACAAUGACUACGUCUCCUGCAAGAUGGAGGCCAACCUGUCGCAGGUGGCAGACCACCUGGACCACAUCAAGAAGGUGGCGGGCGCCGGGGCCGUGGGCUUCGGCGGCGACUACGACGGUGUUUCGAGGCUCCCCACGGGGCUGGAGGACGUGUCCAAGUACCCGAACCUAGUCGCCGAGCUGCUCCGGAGGCAGUGGACGGAGGCGGAGGUCAGGGGCGCCCUGGCCUACAACCUGCUGAGGGUCUUCGAGGCAGUGGAGCAGGCUAGCAACCACGCCCAGGACCCCGAGGAGAAGCCCAUCGAGCAGAGGGCCCUGGACAGUGCCUGCCGGACGAGCUAUGGCUACUCAGGGGCCCCCGGCCUCCGCCUCCAGCCCGCCGCCCUGCUGGCCUCCCUCACCCCCCUCCUCCUCGGCCUGCGUCUCCUGUGA
Messenger RNA from Pipistrellus nathusii (Nathusius's pipistrelle), 1236 nucleotides. The record is from the annotation of a GenBank genome assembly. Lineage: Eukaryota; Metazoa; Chordata; Mammalia; Chiroptera; Vespertilionidae.